GCGCAUCCUCCUGAGAGUGAGGGCUGAGCAAGAGAGAGCACGGCCGGGGACGGGGAAGGCGGAUAACAACAUGAGCUCCCGGAAAGUGAUGGCCAUCCAGGCCAGAAAGAGGAGGCCGAAAGGGAAAAAAGACAAAGCAGCCGUUCAGCGAAGGCCUGAGACUCAGCAAAAAGCCCCCUCGGCGGCCCCUCCCCCUCCGCCUCCACCGCCGCCCCCCGAGCCUGUGGCCCCCCCGGAGCCGGAGGAGGAGAUCCUGGGCUCUGACGAUGAGGAGCAGGAGGACCCUGCCGAUUACUGCAAAGGAGGGUACCACCCGGUGAAGAUCGGGGACCUGUUCAACGGGAGGUACCAUGUGAUCCGCAAGCUGGGCUGGGGUCACUUCUCCACCGUCUGGCUGUGCUGGGACAUCCAGGGGAAGCGCUUUGUGGCGAUGAAGGUGGUGAAGAGCGCUCAGCACUACACUGAGACAGCGCUGGACGAGAUCAAGCUGCUCAGAUGUGUACGGGAGAGUGACCCCAGUGACCCCAAUAAGGACAUGGUGGUUCAGCUGAUAGAUGACUUCAAGAUCUCAGGAGUGAACGGGAUUCAUGUGUGCAUGGUGUUUGAGGUGUUGGGGCACCACCUGCUGAAGUGGAUCAUCAAGUCCAACUACCAGGGGCUCCCUCUGCCCUGUGUCAAGAGCAUCAUCCGACAGGUCCUGCAGGGGCUGGACUAUCUGCACAGCAAGUGUAAGAUCAUCCACACGGACAUCAAGCCAGAGAACAUCCUGCUGUGUGUGGAUGACGCCUUCGUGCGCAGGAUGGCUGUGGAGGCCACCGAGUGGCAGAGAGCCGGGGCGCCCCCCCCCUCCGGCUCCGCAGUCAGCACCGCACCCCAGCUCAAACCGGUGGGGAAGAUCUCCAAGAACAAGAAGAAGAAGCUGAAGAAGAAGCAGAAGCGGCAGGCGGAGCUGCUGGAGAGGCGCAUGCUGGAGAUCGAGGCGCUGGAGCGCGAGGCGGAGAGACAGCGGGCCAGCGAGGCCCCGUCCCCUCAGAGCCUGCUCCCCGCCUCCGGCGUCGCCCUCGACGACAGCGAUGACGACAACGAGGAAGACGAGCCCGAGGAGGAAGGAGAGGGAGAGGAAGAGGGGGAGAGAGAGAGGCCGACGAGGCUGACCAAUCACACCUGUGCAGACCUGCAGCAGCAGCAGGCUGAGGAUCUGUCGGGCACAGAGAGCCCCCCGGAGGGGAACCCCAACCCUAAGACAGAGGCCCCAGGGGGGACCGGGGUGGGGGGUGAGACUGGGGUCGAGGCGGAGGGAGAGGGAGAGGGAGAGACAGGGAGGAAGGAGCAGGAAGAGGAUGAGGAAGAGGAGGAUGAAGAUACAGAGGAAGAGGAGGAAGAGGAGGAAGGAGAACAGGAGCCCACAGUGGCCAGCGAGCCUGCAGAGGAGAAAGAAGAUCCACAGAAGGAGGUGAAAGAGGAGGAUCCCGAUGAGGAGAACGAGAAGGGGAACGAUGGUGAGGAGGACGAGGAUGAAGAGGAGGAGGAGGAGGAUGAAGAUGAGGAAGACGGUGAGGAAGGAGAGGGAGACUCCUUGGCCACGGGACUGAAGGACACCUCUAAAACAAAUGGGCACGUGGUGCUGAGGGGGGAGGAGCUGGGCUUGCGGGGGGCGUUACUCUGCCCCCUGGUGGAGUCGGAGCUCAGCACCACAGACCGCGACGGCUCCGUCAGCUCCUCCUACGAACUCUACAACGGGGAAACGCCCAACCUGGCCAACGGGGGGCGGCACAGAGGCACAUCCCCGCACUACCCGGACCUGCCCCUGGACCCCGCGCCCGGCACCCCGGCCGCCAGCGCCACCGCGCCCCCCCCGCACGCCCCCUCGGACCGCAGCCGCACCGUGUCCUCCUCCAGCACGGGGGACGCACCCAAAGUGAAGGCCCGGGCCGCCGACCUGCUGGUGAACCCCCUGGACCCCCGCAACGCCGACAACCUCAGAGUGAAGAUUGCAGACCUGGGCAACGCCUGCUGGGUGCACAAGCACUUCACAGAGGACAUCCAGACGCGUCAGUACCGCGCCAUCGAGGUGCUGAUCGGGGCCGGAUACAGCACCCCUGCGGACAUCUGGAGCACCGCCUGCAUGGCAUUUGAGCUGGCCACGGGAGACUACCUGUUUGAGCCCCACUCUGGAGAGGACUACUCCAGGGAUGAAGAUCACAUCGCUAUGAUCAUGGAGCUGCUGGGGCCCGUGCCGCGCAAACUGGCCAUCAUCGGGAAGUACAGCCGUGAGUUCUUCACCAAGAAAGGUGAGCUGAGGCACAUCACCAAGCUGAAGCCGUGGUCGCUGUUUGACGUGCUGGUGGAGAAGUACGGCUGGCCCCCUGAGGACGCGGGACACUUCACCCACUUCCUGCUGCCCAUGCUGGAGAUGGUGCCGGAGAAGAGGGCCUCCGCCGGGGAGUGUCUGCGGCACCCCUGGCUCAACUCAUAGCGGCGCCCCCUGCCCCCUUGUGGCAGCCUCCGGAACUGCUACGCCUCACACAGACUGGAGGGAGAGAGGGAAGAGGAUGGAGGGGGGGUGGGGGUGGGUGAGUGUGAUCCACCCCAGUCAGAGACAGACCCCUGGUUUUAAUCUUGCCCCCAUGCACACACGCAGGCAGACGCACACAGCAUACAGGUGAAGCUUUGCCAUGUGCCCUGUGUCACAGAGAGCAGCUGCAGAACAGCCAGCCGGCCCCUCGCCCCUCACCCCUCAUCCCUCACCCCUCAUCCCUCAUCCCUCACCCCUCGCCCCUCGCCCCUCGCCCCUGGCCCUGCAUGUCCGGGCAGCGGGCCAUGGCAGGAGGCUGUCUUGGAGCUUUGAGGUUUUCACCAUCAGGACCAUUUGGACCGGGAUUCUUUCAUUCUGUCUUCCUCACCACACGCCCAGAGGUCAGCCUCACACUCCACUCCCAUCCCAGCCCCCUGUGUGUGGGUCCCUGAGCCACCGCACAGAAAGUCCGCAGGAAACAGAGACAGGGAAGGCAGCAUGAUUAUUAGCCUAGCAGAGCGGGGCAGAAGAUCGGAGCAGUUGCAACAUUGGAACAGCAGGAGGCGCCGGAUAUAAACCCUGGAGACCCAUAGAGGGCUGCGCCGCUGUUGUCUUUCAGAAGAUUGUGUCUUCCAAAACGCCUCCACCUGGAGGAGGAGGAAAACCAGAUGCACAGGAACCUAAGACACAAGGAGAAGCCUGGUCUGUGCGUGGACCUCCCAGCCAACAGGGGGAGCUCCAGGCACAGAGGACGGUGUGAGAGGGGCCUACGUUUGUGUCCAGUGGCAGCAGCUCUCUUGGACUUCCUGAACUGUUGAACUGGAGCUAAAGUGUAACCCUGAUUCCAAGAAAUGACCUGAAACACUGGCCAAAGGGAUACAGCCACCCCAUUCCCCCCACCCCCUUCUCCGCACCCUGCGGUAAAAUCGCUGACCAAUGCUCCUUCCUCCCGUUUCUCCCAACAGAUUUAUCAGUGUAGACACUGUAGCGCGUCGCUUUCACAACACUGACAUCCUAAAGGGACAGUAACCAAAUACUCUUUUUUAACCAGUUGAGCAGUUGUGCUGCUGUGUGGUAGGAAAUAGUUUCAGACGGAGUGCUGAACAUCUGAACAGGACUGGCAGAUUGUGAAUGCACAGCCCAGCCCCCCUCCCCCCUCCCCCCCACGGUGAGGAUGCUAGCAGUGUUGCUGAGCUGCUCAUACCCCACCCUCUCUGCUGCAUGUCAGGCCCCCGCUGAGACCGGCAGCAGGAGAGGACUCUCUCCACAAGCGGGCGCCACAGACAAUGUGAAAAACAAGAAAAAACAGACUGAUCUGACUGCUUUGUCGCGAAGAGGUUUUUGCUCUGAAAUAUUGAAGGCGGAGUGACAGAUGGAAAUGUGGUGGGCAGGUGUUGUUUGCAUUAUUGUAGUUUUUAUGUUUGUUCAUUUUUUCUGUCUUUUUGAUGGGAAAUGGCCACCACUGUUGUUGGUUUGAGGACAUCUAACCACCUUCCUUUGCUGCAUACACCUCCUGUGGUCCCUGUUUUGACCCCUGAUUACACCCCUUCUCUCCCCUAUAAAGCAGCAUGUUUCUGGUAUAACACGCCCCACAUCUUUGCCUAAUUCUUAAACCCUGGACUUCUGAUUGAUUUUUCCAAAAAAGUGUUCUGAGAUGGAGGUUGCACUUGUCUUUGUACAUUUGUUCAGGGAUUGACUGUACAUAAUACUGGGAUACUGACACAUAGUUCAGCUGGAGGACGGACCGAACACAGAGGUCAUUCCAGGAGAGGAGCCCUGGCUGUGUCUCCGAGAUCACCAUGGACACCUGGUUUGUGCCCCCAGUGUUGCAAAGAAGCGAGGGCUACAGUGGCACUCAGAGCUGGUGGCACGUCAAACUACACCACCUAGCGGCUAACAGCAGUACUGCAUCUCCCACACCGGCAGGUCAUAGUGCCAUCGACUCUUCCAUUCCACCUCUGUCAUUAGUCCAGUUGCCUAUUUUUGCAAUAAAUGAGUAUAAGUAGAUGAUGAAAUAUUUUUAAAAUAAACUUAAAUUAAUUUAAAAAAGGAAAAAAGAAAAUAAUUUCUCCGGUGUUGUGACAGUGACCAACUCUCGUCCGCGUUGAGGUGAUUGUGUUUGUCUGUUAGAGAUGUCUUUAUUUCUUUUGUAAUUAUUAUUAUUAUUAUUAUUAGUUAUUUUUUACUCGGAUGUCACUUCCCCCUCUCACCUGAACAGUGCUGCUGUUUUUGGACAUAUGUGUUGGUGAUGAAAUCGAUCAAACCUUUUUUGCAAUAAUGGCGAUUAUGAGAAUGGUUUUGUGCAGCAGCUGCUCCAGAUUGCGUUCUUUCAGCCAUGCCCACUGUUCUUCCCGACAUCGACAGAACCGCGUCUCUUCUUGUCUGUUUUUCAUGGACAGAUUUAAUAAAACUGCAGAUGAA
Messenger RNA from Megalops cyprinoides (Indo-Pacific tarpon), 4936 nucleotides. Its product is annotated as SRSF protein kinase 3-like. The record is from RefSeq and is a predicted model, not a curated record. Gene Ontology annotation, molecular function: ATP binding; protein kinase activity. Gene Ontology annotation, biological process: spliceosomal complex assembly; protein phosphorylation; regulation of mRNA processing. NCBI's taxonomy places the organism in Eukaryota, Metazoa, Chordata, Actinopteri, Elopiformes, Megalopidae.